GAGACUGAGGGUGUCGGAUGGUGGAGUACCACUCAUGAUAGAGCGGGCUAAAUAAUAUACUAUUUUGGAAGACAUUGGAGAUAUUUCUAGUGGACACCGAUACAUCAUUAUUCGUGUUUCCUUUGCAAACUGCAACCAGGAAGCCAACUGAGUUGUGCUCCCGGCCGGCAGCAGUGAUGUCACAACGCAGUGGACAGGAAGACCCGGAGCGGUACCUGUUUGUGGACCGCGCCGUGGUCUACAACCCGGCCACGCAGGCCGACUGGACCGCCAAGAAGUUGGUGUGGAUCCCCUCGGAGCGCCACGGGUUUGAGGCCGCCGGUAUCCGAGAGGAGCGCGGGGAUGAGGUGGUGGUGGAGCUGGCGGAGAAUGGGAAGAAGGCGGUGGUGAACAAGGACGACAUCCAGAAGAUGAACCCUCCCAAGUUCAGCAAGGUGGAGGACAUGGCGGAGCUCACCUGCCUCAACGAAGCCUCGGUGCUCCACAACCUGAAGGACCGCUACUACUCUGGACUCAUCUAUACAUACUCUGGUCUCUUCUGCGUGGUCAUCAACCCCUACAAGAACCUGCCCAUCUAUUCAGAGAACAUCAUUGAGAUGUAUAGGGGCAAGAAGAGGCACGAGAUGCCCCCCCACAUCUACGCCAUCUCAGAGUCCGCAUACAGAUGCAUGCUGCAAGAUCGAGAGGACCAAUCAAUUCUUUGCACAGGUGAGUCGGGCGCUGGCAAGACGGAGAACACCAAGAAGGUCAUCCAGUACCUGGCACACGUGGCCUCCUCACACAAAGGGAGAAAGGAGCACAACGUUCCUCCAGAGUCCCCUAAACCAGUGAAACCACAGGAACAAAAUCCAGUUAGUGGACCCCUGUUUUAUGGAGAAUUGGAGCGUCAACUUUUGCAAGCAAAUCCAAUCCUAGAAUCUUUUGGGAAUGGCAAGACUGUUAAAAACGACAACUCGUCACGUUUCGGAAAAUUCAUUCGAAUCAACUUUGACGUAACCGGCUACAUUGUUGGUGCCAACAUCGAAACUUACCUACUGGAGAAGUCCCGGGCCAUCCGUCAAGCCAAGGACGAGCGCACCUUCCACGUCUUCUACCAGCUCCUGGCCGGGGCUGGAGAGCACCUCAAGUCGGACCUGCUUCUGGAUGGGUUCAGCAGCUACCGCUUCCUAUCCAACGGCAACCUCACCAUCCCUGGGCAGCAGGACAAGGACAACUUCCAGGAGACCAUGGACGCCAUGAACAUCAUGAGCUUCUCCCACGAGGAGAUACUGUCAAUGUUGAAAGUGGUAUCUUCAGUGCUGCAGUUUGGCAACAUCAUCUUCAAAAAGGAGAGGAACAGCGACCAGGCUUCUAUGCCCGAGAACACAGCGGCCCAGAAGCUGUGUCACCUGCUGGGGUUGAACGUGAUGGAGUUCACCAGGGCCAUUCUCUCCCCCAGGAUCAAAGUGGGAAGGGACUAUGUUCAGAAGGCCCAGACCAAGGAACAGGCAGACUUUGCGGUGGAGGCCCUGGCGAAGGCCACCUAUGAGCGGCUGUUCCGCUGGCUGGUGCACCGCAUCAACAAGGCCCUGGACCGGACCAAGAGACAGGGCGCCUCCUUCAUCGGCAUCCUGGACAUCGCCGGCUUUGAGAUCUUCCAGCUGAACUCUUUCGAGCAGCUGUGUAUCAACUACACCAACGAGAAGCUGCAGCAGCUCUUCAACCACACCAUGUUCGUCCUGGAGCAGGAGGAGUACCAGCGGGAGGGCAUUGAGUGGAGCUUCAUCGACUUCGGCCUGGACCUGCAGCCCUGCAUCGACCUCAUCGAGAGGCCGGCUAACCCCCCGGGGGUGCUGGCCCUGCUGGACGAGGAGUGCUGGUUCCCCAAGGCCACGGACAAGAGCUUCGUGGACAAGCUGACCCAGGAGCAGGGCACACACACCAAGUUCCAGAAGCCGCGCCAGCUCAAAGACAAGGCCGACUUCUGCAUUAUCCACUAUGCCGGCAAGGUGGACUACAAGGCAGACGAAUGGCUGAUGAAAAACAUGGACCCUCUGAACGACAACGUUGCCACACUCCUGCACCAAUCAACUGACAAGUUUGUGACGGAACUGUGGAAGGACGUGGACCGCAUCGUGGGCCUGGACCAGGUGGCUGGCAUGGGCGACACAGCGUUCGGCGCCACUUACAAGACCAAGAAGGGCAUGUUCCGCACGGUGGGCCAGCUGUACAAGGAGUCCCUGACCAAGCUCAUGGCCACGCUGAGGAACACCAACCCCAACUUUGUCCGCUGCAUCAUCCCCAACCACGAGAAGAAGGCUGGUAAGCUGGAGCCCCACCUGGUCCUGGACCAGCUCCGGUGUAACGGGGUUCUGGAGGGGAUCCGCAUCUGCAGACAGGGCUUCCCCAACCGCAUCGUCUUCCAGGAGUUCAGGCAGAGAUAUGAGAUCCUGACUCCCAAUGCUAUCCCUAAGGGAUUUAUGGAUGGCAAACAGGCCUGUGAAAGAAUGAUCCGAGCCCUGGAGCUGGACCCCAACCUGUUCCGGAUCGGCCAGAGUAAGAUCUUCUUCAGGACCGGGGUCCUGGCCCAUCUAGAGGAGGAGCGGGACCUCAAGAUCACCGACAUCAUCAUCACCUUCCAGUCCGUGUGCCGCGGAUACCUGGCCCGCAAGGCCUUCUUCAAGAAGCAGCAGCAGCUGAGCGCCCUGAAGGUCCUCCAGAGGAACUGCGCCGCCUACCUGAAGCUCAGGCACUGGCAGUGGUGGAGGCUGUUCACCAAGGUGAAGCCCCUGCUGCAGGUGACCAGGCAGGAGGAGGAGAUGCAGGCCAAAGACGAAGAGCUGGUCAAGGUGAAGGAGAGGCAGCUGAAGGUGGAGAACGAGCUGCUGGACAUGGAGAGGAAACAUCAGCAGAUCGUGGAGGAGAAGAACAUCCUGGCGGAGCAGCUGCAGGCGGAGACGGAGCUGUUUGCCGAGGCGGAGGAGAUGAGGGCCCGCCUGGCCGCCAAGAAACAGGAGCUGGAGGAGAUCCUGCACGACCUGGAGUCCCGGGUCGAGGAGGAGGAGGAGCGCAACCAGAUCAUGCAGAACGAGAAGAAGAAGAUGCAGUCUCACCUCCAGGACCUGGAGGAGCAACUGGAUGAGGAGGAGGCCGCCAGACAGAAACUCCAGCUGGAGAAGGUCACGGCGGAGGCCAAGAUCAAGAAGAUGGAGGAGGACCUCCUCUCGCUGGACGACUCAAACUCCAAGUUUCUCAAGGAGAAGAAGCUGCUGGAGGAAAGGGUGGGUGAGAUGUCCUCCCAGCUGACGGAGGAGGAGGAGAAGGCCAAGAACCUGGGCAAGAUGAAGAACAAGCAGGAGAUGAUGAUGGUGGACCUGGAGGAGCGGCUGAAGAAGGAGGAGAAGACCAGGCAGGAGCUGGAGAAGGCCAAGCGGAAGCUGGACGCGGAGACCACGGACCUCCAGGAGCAGAUCGCUGAGCUGCAGGCCCAGGUGGAGGAGCUGAAGACCCAUCUGGCCAAGAAGGAGGAGGAGCUGCAGGCGUCUCUAGCCAGGAGCGACGAGGAGAACAGCCAGAAGAACAUCGCUCUGAAGCAGGUCCGCGAGCUCCAGGCCGCGCUAGGGGAGCUGCAGGAGGACCUGGAGUCGGAGAAGGUCUCCCGGGGCAAGGCGGAGAAGCUGAAGCGGGACCUGGGAGAGGAGCUGGAGGCGCUGAAGACGGAGCUGGAGGACACGCUGGACACCACCGCCGCCCAGCAGGAGCUCAGGACCAAGCGGGAGCAGGAAGUGGUGGAGCUGAAGAAGGCCAUCGACGAGGAGACCAAGAACCACGAGGCCCAGGUCCAGGACAUGAGGCAGAGGCACGGCACGGCCCUGGAGGAGCUGUCUGAGCAGCUGGAGCAGGCCAAAAGGUUCAAAGCCAACCUGGAGAAGAGCAAGCAGGGGCUGGAGACGGAGAACAAGGAGCUGAGCAGCGAGGUGAAGGGCCUUCAGCAGGUGAAGGGCGAGUCGGAGCACCGGAGGAAGAAGCUGGAGGCCCAGCUCCAGGAGUUCACGGCCCGGGCCGCCGAGGGGGAGAGGGCCAAGGGAGAGCUGGCGGAGCGCUCCCACAAGCUGCAGCUUGAACUGGACAAUGUGUCUGCCUUGCUGGAAGAGGCAGAAAAGAAGGGCCUCAAACUGGCCAAGGACACCAGCAGCCUGGAGGGCCAGUUGCAGGACACACAGGAGCUGCUCCAGGAGGAGACGCGGCAGAAGCUGAACGCCGGCACUCGGGUGCGGCAGCUGGAGGAGGAGAAGAGCACCCUGCUGGAGCAGCAGGAGGAGGAAGAGGAGGGCCGUCGCAACCUGGAGAAGCAGCUGCAGAGCCUGCAGGCCCAGCUGUGUGAGGCCAAGAAGAAGCUUGAUGAGGACCUGGGCAACCUGGAGUGUCUGGAGGAGGCCAAGAGGAAGCUCCAGAAGGAGGCCGAACUCACCGUUCAGCGGCUGGAGGAGAAGUCCAUGGCCCUGGACAAGAUGGACAAGACCAGGACCCGGCUGCAGCAGGAGCUGGACGACCUCAUGGUGGACCAGGACCACCUCCGGCAGAUCGUCUCCAACCUGGAGAAGAAGCAGAAGAAGUUUGACCAGAUGCUGGCGGAGGAGAAGACCAUCUCUGCGCGCUACGCCGAGGAGCGUGACCGCGCGGAGGCGGAGGCCCGGGAGAAGGAGACCAAGGGCCUGUCCAUGACCCGGGCCCUGGAGGAGGCUCUGGAGGCCAAGGAGGAGCUGGAGCGCUUCAACAAGCAGCUGCGGGCCGAGAUGGAGGACCUGAUGAGCUCCAAGGACGACGUCGGCAAAAACGUCCACGAGCUGGAGAAGUCUAAGCGGACCCUGGAGCAGCAGGUGGAGGAGAUGCGGGUGCAGCUGGAGGAGCUGGAGGACGAGCUGCAGGCCACGGAGGACGCUAAGCUGCGCCUGGAGGUCAACAUGCAGGCCAUGAAGGCCCAGUUCGACCGCGACCUGCUGGCCCGCGACGAGCAGGGGGAGGAGAAGAAGAGGGCCCUGGUCAAGCAGGUGCGGGAGAUGGAGGCUGAGCUUGAGGAUGAGAGGAAGCAGAAGGCUCUGGCCGUGGCCGCCAAGAAGAAGCUGGAGCUGGACCUGAACGAGCUGGAGGGACAGAUCGAGGGUGCCAACAAGGCCCGCGACGAGGCCAUCAAACAGCUCCGCAAACUGCAGGCCCAGAUGAAGGACUACCAGAGGGAGCUGGAGGAGGCCCGGGCCUCCAGGGACGAGAUCUUUGCCCAAUCCAAGGAGAACGAGAAGAAACUCAAGAGCCUGGAGGCGGAGGUCCUGCAGCUACAGGAGGACCAUGCGUCCUCAGAGAGGGCCCGUCGUCAUGCUGAACAGGAGAGGGAUGAAUUGGCUGAUGAGAUCUCCAACAGCGCCUCUGGAAAGUCCUCGCUGCUGGACGAGAAGAGGAGGCUGGAGGCCCGUAUCUCCCAGCUAGAGGAGGAGCUGGAGGAGGAGCAGGGAAACACAGAGCUGCUCAAUGACCGCUUCAGGAAGAGCAACCUGCAGGUGGACGGUCUGAACACAGAGCUCACCGCUGAGCGCAGCACCGCCCAGAAGAGCGACAACGCCCGGCAGCAGAUGGAGCGCCAGAACAAGGAGCUGAAGGCCAAGCUGGGGGAGCUGGAGGGAACCAUCAAGUCCAAGUUCAAGGCCUCCAUCACCGCCUUGGAAGCCAAGAUCCUGCAGCUGGAGGAGCAGAUGGAGCAGGAGGCAAAGGAGAGAGCUGCAGCCAAUAAGAUUGUCCGCCGCACAGAGAAGAAGCUAAAGGAGGUGGCUCUGCAGGUGGAGGACGAGCGUCGCCAUGCCGACCAGUACAAGGAGCAGGGGGAGAAGGCCGCCUCCCGCAUGAAGCAGCUGAAGCGGCAGCUGGAGGAGGCGGAGGAGGAGGCCACGCGGGCCAACGCCUCCCGCAGGAAGCUGCAGCGCGAGCUGGACGACGCCGGCGAGGCCAGCGAGGGGCUGACCCGCGAGCUCAACUCCCUGAAGAACCGCAUCAGGCGUGGGGGUCCGGUCAGCAGCUUCUCCUCGGGGCGGUCCGGCCGGCGUAACCUGAACCUGGACGGGGCGUCGGUGGACCUGUCGGACGACGACGCAGACAGCCGCACCAGCGACCUCAACGACACGCAGGCCUCCAACGUCGAGUAAGACACCUCCGCCCGCUCCAAGCCACGCCCCCCAAUGUGUCACCUCUCCAGGAAGACCCCACUUCUACAAGGCCCCGCCCCCUCCCCUCCACCCCAUCUACCCACGACCGGAGGAGCUCCGUGGCGAGAGACGCUCUGCUUUGCGUUACUUUGUGGACACAAGCAGCUUGAUGUGUGUGUGGGCCGCGGUUCGAGCAGGCCUAGCGCCGGCCUACCGGGCAGCAUGCCGUGACCACC
Messenger RNA from Gadus chalcogrammus (walleye pollock), 6409 nucleotides. RefSeq names its product myosin, heavy chain 10, non-muscle (gene myh10). Gene Ontology annotation, cellular component: myosin complex. The transcript has 45 exons. The coding region runs from base 177 to 6173 and encodes 1998 amino acids. Gene Ontology annotation, molecular function: actin filament binding; ATP binding; cytoskeletal motor activity. NCBI's taxonomy places the organism in Eukaryota, Metazoa, Chordata, Actinopteri, Gadiformes, Gadidae. The record is from RefSeq and is a predicted model, not a curated record.